Orycteropus afer afer is the source of this 3054-nucleotide messenger RNA. It is a transcript of the gene CLMN, whose product is annotated as calmin. The record is from RefSeq and is a predicted model, not a curated record. Gene Ontology annotation, cellular component: nuclear outer membrane; cytoplasm; meiotic nuclear membrane microtubule tethering complex. Bases 1 to 3054 code for a protein of 1017 amino acids. NCBI's taxonomy places the organism in Eukaryota, Metazoa, Chordata, Mammalia, Tubulidentata, Orycteropodidae. Gene Ontology annotation, biological process: nuclear migration. The transcript has 13 exons. Gene Ontology annotation, molecular function: actin filament binding.
AUGCCGUCUGGCUUAGAUGUUUCAGAGAAGCUUUAUGAGCAGGCGCAGCGGCUGACGCUGAGGAGGCUGCCGCCGAAGGCCGCCACUCAUCCAGAGAGACCAGACCUUGAGAGAGAAAAUGUGCAGAAGAGGACCUUCACUCGGUGGAUAAAUCUACAUCUAGAAAAGUGCAGCCCUCCACUAGAAGUUAGAGACUUAUUCGUGGAUAUACAAGAUGGCAAAAUCCUAAUGGCUUUGUUAGAAGUUCUGUCUGGGCAAAAUCUGCUACAUGAAUACAAAUCCUCGUCCCAUCGUAUUUUUCGGUUGAACAACAUAGCGAAAGCACUGAAGUUUUUGGAAGAUAGCAAUGUAAAACUGGUUAGCAUCGACGCGGCAGAAAUAGCAGACGGCAACCCCUCUCUGGUCCUUGGACUGAUAUGGAACAUAAUCCUCUUCUUCCAGAUUAAGGAGCUCACAGGAAACCUCAGCAGAAAUUCUGCGUCUUCAAGCCCGUCACCUGGCUCGGGUGGCACAGACUCGGACUCCUCCUUCCCACCCACGCCCACUGCCGAGAGGAGCACGGUGCUGUCCCUCAAAGACCAGAGGAAGGCCAUCAGGACCCUGCUGGCCUGGGUGCAGCAGAAAACGAGGAAGUAUGGAGUGGCAGUUCAGGACUUUGCGGGCAGCUGGAGAAGUGGGCUGGCUUUCCUGGCCGUGAUAAAGGCCAUUGACCCCAGCCUGGUGGACAUGAAGCAGGCUCUGGAAGAUUCCACCCGAGAAAAUCUCGAGAAGGCUUUUAGCAUCGCACACGACGCCCUUCACAUUCCCAGGCUUCUGGAGCCAGAAGACAUCAUGGUUGACAUGCCGGACGAGCAGUCCAUCAUGACCUACGUGGCGCAGUUCCUAGAACGUUUCCCGGAGCUGGAAGCCGAAGACUUUGUGGACUCAGAGAAAGAUUUCCCUAUUGAAUCAACCUUUGUCCGCAUCAGAGACACGCCUUCUGAACAGGAGAGCAAAAUCCUCCUCCUGACUGAGAAUGGGGACCGUGCCUACACUGUUAACCAUGAAACCAGCCACCCAGCGCCCUCCAAAGUCUUUGUGUGUGACAAGCCCGAGAGUGUGAAGGGGUCCCAGCCACAGCCCUGCCUGGCUGGUGCGUCCAGUGAUGUGCUGCUGGACAACUCCCAUGAGCUGAUGCACCAGAUCAUCGACCAGGUGCUGCAGGGCGUCCCCUGCAAGGUCAGUGAUGUCAGUGAGCCACCUGAGACGUCCAUCUUAUCGUCGAGAAAGGACUCUCGCAAGGCCAGCUGUUUGCCAGCCAAGAAGACUGUUCACUUUGAGGCUGACAUUGACGAGGAUGCUUCUUGCAGUAAAGACCCUUUCUAUAGUCAAGAGCUUGCCUUUGAAGGGAGCCCACUAGGGGCCAAGGAGUCCUUGAAGCUGGACGGACACAUUGUGGCCAUUGAUGUUGAAGGGGCAAAGAAACCAAAACAGGAAACCCCAAAGAGCCCGGAAGCAGCCUCUGCCAUGGCCCCGGGUGACAGUUCUUUGGCAGAUGGCAAGGUCUGUGAGUCACGGUCUUCCCAGGGUUCUUCGGCCUGGAACGGGGCACUGGAGAGUACUGAGCACAUGGGAGAAGGUCAUUCUGUUCCAUCCCCUGGAGCAAACACCAUUAUGGCCGACUCCAUGGAAAUCAAGGUUAAGCUGCUGACUGUAGAAACUAUGGACAAAGAAGGCUACUUUGAAGGCAUACCGUUAAAAGCCUCUAAGUUUAACAGAGACCUUGUUGAUUUCGCUUCCACCAGCCGUGCUUUUGGGGAGACUCCUUCACUGCAGGAAAACGAGCCCACUGAGAGUGACGCGGGAGAACACGCCGAGAGAUGGCGCAGAGGCAGAGCGCCGACCGUCCACGAGAAGGAAGAGUCCUCGGAGCCCCCAGUUACGUCCGACCAACCCAGACCUCACGAGGACACUGGACAAGACACGCAAGGCUGUUCUUUGGCUCCAAGGGAGGCACCUGUCGGUAAGAAACCAGAGGUGUAUGAAAAGGCGAAGCGGAAAUCCACGCACCGUGGUGGCGAGGAGGAGAUGGAGGCGCGGCGGCCCCAGGAGGAUGACGGAGACCUGCCACGCAGCCCCCCGAGCAGCAGCAUCAGCCUGGAGACCCUCCUGAGUCACAGUGAGGAAGGCCUGGACUUCAGGCCCUCCCCGCCCCUCUCCAAGGUCUCGGUCAUCCCCCACGACCUCUUCUACUACCCACACUAUGAGGUGCCCCUGGCUGCCGUUCUGGAAGCUUACACGGAAGACUCAGAGGACUUGAAAACUGAAGACGCGGAUCUCGAAGACCCCGACGGGUAUUUGCAGGACCUGGACUCGAGGGAGGAGGAGGAGGACGCUCAGAGCAGCUGCAGUUUUUUGGUGACGGGCAAGGCCCUUCCUGGUGCUAAUGAUCAGGUGCCAUAUCUUGAUAGAGAACCUGUGGGUACCCAAACUGCCUCCGAAUCUGCUCCCCCAGCCCACCUCGAGGACCACCAGCAAGGGGAGGCCAACAAGAGCAGCCCCUGGGAGAACAAUCAGUCCCAGGAGUCCCCGAACUCAGAAAACUCAGCCAGCCCCGUAGAAGCAAAGGUAACGGAAGAAUCGGUCAGCAGUAAAAAAAAGGAGAAAAGGAAACACGUGGACCGUGUCGAAAGUUCGAUAUUUGUAGCGCCGGGAGCCGUCCGAUCCUCAGAGGACCUAGAAGAAGACACUGCUGAUCACAGAAUCCCUUCUAGGGCUAGUCACAGUGACUCCAGCAUUUACAUUCGACGACAUACUAAUAGGUCUUUGGAAUCGGACCAUUUUAGCUUUGUUCAGUUGAGGAAUGCAGCCGACCUGGACGACAGGAGAAACCGAGUGCUAACAAGGAAGGCCAACAACUCGGGUGAGGCCAUGUUGCCAGGCAGCUACAGCCCCCCAAGCGACUCACUGACACAGCUUGUCCAACAGCCAGACACGAUGUAUUUCAUCCUGUUCCUCUGGCUUCUGGUCUACUGCCUGCUGCUCUUCCCCCAGCUGGACAUCAACAGGCUCUGA